AUGGGCGAGUCUGGGACUACAGCAUCCGCCGAGGCGGACGGGUCAGAGGCUUCUAAGAAAGAUAUGCCCCCUGUGGUAGAAAUCGAUGCUGCUGGUGAUAUUGUCUUGGAUGUGACCUUUGAGACUUCUACCAGUACUCUCAACAAGACUCGCAAAGCUGAGCUUGCUGCCAGCAGAAAAGCUGGUACUCAGCCCCCUGACCGCUCGGCUUUGAAGUCAAAAGUCCGGGUGGCAUAUCGAGUCAAUUUGGCUGCUUUGAAGAAGCACUCAAAGUACUUUUCAAACCUUCUCUCAAAUUCUCAGUUUAGAGAAGCCAAACUCAUCUCCGAUAUACAUGAGAAGCUUACACAGUUGAAGAUCGAUGCCAAGGAGGCCAAUGUCGAGGAUCUACCCUGGAUUCCAAUAACCGAUGAUGACGACGCUACCAAAGCUGCUGGGCGCGAGAAUGCUAUGGAGGAUAUGCUCAAUAUCAUACACCAACGACCUACCAAGACAUCCCGUGGAAUCAUGUCAUAUGUCACGACACUAGCGAUUGUUGCUGAUCGCUUUGAUUGUGUGGCAGCUGUAGCUCGUGUUUUGAAUACGGAGCUCAAGUUCAAAUGGCCACUGACAUCGAACAAACCUCUGCGGAGUGACGAUGGGCGGCCUACAGAAACAGAGCAGGUGCUGCGCCAGAAGAUUCUUGUUGCGUGGCUAUUGGGACAAGCCAUGCGCUUGCAACAGUCAACCCGGGAAAUUAUUAUGCGAGGAUCAACUCUCUGGAGCGAGUUCCAUGACCCCGAUACUAAUAUGACUGCUGCAUGGUGGAAUCUGCCUGAUGGUCUAGAGGAGGAGCUCCGACAUCGACGCGAGUGUAUUCUCAACACAGUCUCUUCAGUCCAGCGUCAUUUUCUCGCCUUAUUCUCGUCUCGAGAGAGGCAGUGUAAGCUCGGAUAUGACUCGAGUGCAGCCUGUGACUCCUACCAGCUUGGCCAAAUGCUCAAGUUCCUUGUGAGCAAGAAUUUGCUUUUCCUUGUGGAUUACAGCCCGGUGUCACUGAAUCUGGUGCCUGAUACUGCGAUGAUUGAGAUCGAAGAAUUGCUCUCAACACUCCAGCAGUGCCCGAGUUACCAAAUCGACAAACACCACACCAACUGUGGAUUGCGGGUUCGACUUGAACCGAUCCUGAGCUAUGUGCGAUCGAUGCUCUCGGCUAAUGUUAUCUCAAUACCAUACGCCGACUGGAAGAAGCGACCGACUGAUGUCUCGUGGUUGGCUCUUAAGGAACAUGUCUACAAUGACGAAGACAACCCACCCAAGAAAUUCCAGUUCACGCGAGCUCUUGCAAUUGACCAGAGACUACGUUACGAAGGGGCUCUGUAUGUGGAUAAGAUGGCAAAAGCCAUGUUUAUGGCAGACGAAUGGGAUUGGACCCCUGAGGGUUAA
Messenger RNA from Fusarium sp. VM40, 1425 nucleotides. Lineage: Eukaryota; Fungi; Ascomycota; Sordariomycetes; Hypocreales; Nectriaceae. The record is from the annotation of a GenBank genome assembly.